UAGUGUAAUCUUAUAAACAAAACAAACCACAAAAGCAUGUUGUAAAAUAAUCUCUGUAUUCCAUGUUUUCAUUUGGGUAAAUAAAACAAAGAUGAAUUGCAGUUGUUUUCUAUCAAAAUGCAAUUUCCAGUUAGAAACGUGUUUCCGUGUCACCGCAAGGUUUCUAAGUUACAAUUGUUCAAAAAAUGUGUCAAAUGAAGCCUCUAAUUUUCGCAUGAAUGUCAACUCACUGCCGAUAUCUCAUAAAAAUUUGUAUCCUUGGAAGACUAAAACUGAAUUUUCGCAACUCAUUGUGUCUUCCAUUAUACAUAAUAAAGAUGGACUUAUAGCUAUAAAUAAACCGUAUGGUGUGAAAACAAAAAAUUUUGAUAAGUCAGGACCUGUGAUGGAUGUGAAUCAAUCUAUUCCAGACUACACACUGGAAGAUGCAAUGCCAGCCUUACAAGAACACCUGAAUGUACCAGAACUGAUUGUUUCAAAAACAUGUGAGAGAUAUUCAAGUGGUGUGGUCUUACUGUCUAGCUCAAAGAAAAUUGACAGUGAUGUAACUAAAUCAUUUAGAAUUGCAAGACAUCAACAAAAAAAUCACCUUACCCAUUGGAUCAUAACUUUGGGAUAUCCAGUUUUGAAUUUUAAAAAGGAGACUGUGGGCCUUAAUUUUCUGAGAUCAAAAGAAAGCAAAACAAAACAGGCCAUCAUUGUGGAUAGUCCAAGCAAGCGUUCUCGGAAAAGAAGAACAGUAUUAUUUUAUCGAGUUGAAUAUCAAGCCAUAUGUGUUAAUCCAAGUUUAGAAACAAGCUUAAUCGAAAUUUCUAGUUCUUCAGAUACAUCUCAUUUCAUCCGAGUAUAUGCAUCAAAUUGUAUCGCACCUGUUUUAGGGGAUCCUAUAUAUAGUUGUAGAAUGAAAAAACUUUUAGGCAUACCCGUAAAAGUUCAUUUGCAGAAUUUUGAAUCGUUUAAAAUGCAGCCUAUUUCCGAUCAAAUGGCUGCGAAACUUAGUCUACCAAAAGGAGUCAUAGGACAUACAAAAAUACCAACAAUGCUGCAUCUGAGGAAAGUAUUGUUACCUUCAUUCAAUGGUGAAGAUCUGUUAAUUAGUGCUGAACUUCCACCACAUUUCCAAUGGAUGGCAAAAACAAUGAAUCUUUUAUGAAACCAUUGAUUUUGUAGAGUAAUAAAUAUCUUUCA
Uloborus diversus is the source of this 1188-nucleotide messenger RNA. RefSeq lists its product as uncharacterized. The record is from RefSeq and is a predicted model, not a curated record. Gene Ontology annotation, molecular function: RNA binding; pseudouridine synthase activity. Gene Ontology annotation, biological process: pseudouridine synthesis. NCBI's taxonomy places the organism in Eukaryota, Metazoa, Arthropoda, Arachnida, Araneae, Uloboridae. The coding region runs from base 92 to 1153 and encodes 353 amino acids. The transcript is spliced from 8 exons.